AAUUAUUGCUCUCUCUAUUUCUUAACUUUCUUCUUUUAAUAAAAAUGUCUUUCUUCAAAGGUUCUUCUAUUUCAUUUCUUCGUAAUUUAAUUAUUGGUCAAACUCGGCAAUACACGUUUUCAAAACUGUUUAACAACAAAAUGUCUACAAAUAAUUCUAAUUUAUUAAAUGGAUUUAGUCCUACUCACGUUGAGCGAGAAAAUUACAAGGGAAAUUCGAUUUUAAAAGAUUCUGUGGACAGUGUUGACCCAGAGAUUUAUGCUCUUCUUAAAAAAGAAAAGGAAAGACAAAAACUUGGAAUUCAUUUAAUCGCUAGUGAAAAUUUUACAAGUAAAGCUGUUAGUGAAACUGUUGCUUCUUGUUUAACAAAUAAAUAUUCAGAAGGAUAUCCUGGUGUUAGAUAUUAUGGUGGAAAUGAAUAUAUUGACCAAGUUGAGAAUAUUUGUAAAAAGAGAGCUUUACAGCUUUUUGGAUUAAAUUCUGAGAAAUGGGGUGUUAAUGCACUUUCUGGUUCUCCGGCUAAUUUUGCCGUUUAUACUGCUAUUGUUGAACCUCAUGGACGUUUAAUGGGUUUAGAAUUAACAGAUGGUGGACAUUUAACACACGGAGUUAAUCCAAAUACAGGAUUAAUAGACUAUGAUUUAUUAGAACAAAAUGCUCUUUUAUUUAGACCUAAAUUAAUUAUUGCUGGAAUAAGUUGUUAUGCUCAAUUAUUAGACUAUAAACGUUUUCGUGAAAUUUGUGAUAAAUGUGGGGCCUUUUUGAUGGCUGAUAUGGCACACAUUGCUGGUUUAGUUGCUGGGGGUGCAAUUCCCUCACCUUUUAAUUAUGCUGAUAUUGUUACAACAACAACACAUAAAACUUUGAGAGGACCUCGUGGUGCUUUAAUUUUCUUUAGAAAAGGUGUCAAAUCAAUUAAUAAUAAAGGAGAAAAAACUUUUUAUGAUUUUGAAUCAAAAAUAAAUUCUGCUGUCUUCCCAGGACUUCAAGGAGGGCCACACAAUCAUUCAAUUGCAGCUAUUGCUGUAGCGUUAAAGCAAUGUUUAACAAAUGAAUUUGUUGAGUAUUCACAUCAAAUAUUAAAAAAUGCAAAAAUUUUGGCUAAUUCUUUACAAAAUAAAGGAUAUACUUUAAUUACUGGGGGAACACAAACACAUUUAUGUCUUUUGGAUUUACGUCCAAAACAUUUAGAUGCAGCUAGGAUUGAACAUAUUCUUGAUUUGGUACAUAUUGUGACUAAUAAAAAUACUUGUCCAGGAGACAAAAGUGCCCUAAAACCAGGUGGAAUUCGUCUUGGAACUCCAGCAAUGACUUCUAGAGGUUUAAAAGAAAAAGAUUUUGAACAGAUUGCUGAAUUUAUAAACAAGGCAAUUGAAAUUUAUCAAAAAAAUGAAGAAAUUUUUGUUGAAGCAAAAACUUUAAAAGAAUUUAAACAAAUAAUUGCAAAUAACGAGAAAUUUAAAAAUGAAAUUAAUUUGUUGGGGAAGGAGGAAAUGUCAAUAACAACAACAAAUUGGAUUCGAGCAGCUUCGGUUAUUCUUUUAAAUAUUAAACAAAAUAAAAUGUUAAUAUUACAAAGAGGUUCUUCAGCUAAAUUUAUGCCUAAUUCUUUUGUUUUCCCCGGUGGAGUUGUUGACCCUUUAGAUUUUAAAUUUCCAAUUGAAAAAACAAAUUUUGAUAAAUUAAUAAAUAAAUAAAAAUUCA
Meloidogyne enterolobii is the source of this 1704-nucleotide messenger RNA. NCBI's taxonomy places the organism in Eukaryota, Metazoa, Nematoda, Chromadorea, Rhabditida, Meloidogynidae. The record is from the annotation of a GenBank genome assembly.